This is a messenger RNA of Oenanthe melanoleuca, 4006 nucleotides long. Its product is annotated as TOG array regulator of axonemal microtubules protein 2-like. The record is from RefSeq and is a predicted model, not a curated record. The coding region runs from base 158 to 2950 and encodes 930 amino acids. The transcript is spliced from 22 exons. Gene Ontology annotation, cellular component: cilium; cytoplasmic microtubule. NCBI's taxonomy places the organism in Eukaryota, Metazoa, Chordata, Aves, Passeriformes, Muscicapidae. Gene Ontology annotation, biological process: microtubule cytoskeleton organization. Gene Ontology annotation, molecular function: microtubule binding.
GCAGGAGACGCGUCUGGCUCUGCUGUCUGUGCCCACUGCUGGUGAUCGGAGUCACCUUGUUCUAGGGCUGGGGACCAGCUCCUGUCGCUGUCUUAUCCCAGAGAGUUCCCAAAUUCAAACCCAGAUACUUCUGCGAGACAGAAGCACGGGUUCAAACAUGGAUUCUACCAGAAAAGGAAAGGCCACAGAAGGAAAAGGCCGGACUGGCUAUCCUCUUGCCAAGAGGUUUCCCAUGGCAAAUCCCUCUAUGCUCCUUCCCUCCAAGCCCUUGCCUCCCAUUCAGAAGAGCUUUCCUGCUACCAAGCCAAACAAGAUCUGCAGCGGAGAGCAGGAGAAUGGAAAAAAGGGCUGUGAUGACAACGUCAGAAAUAACAGGGAGCUCAAUUCAGAGGGAACAGGACAUAAGGCAUCCUUGCUGUAUUCCCAUGGUGAGGAUGUGAAGAAGGGGUCAUUGGGACUGCCUUUGAUUCCCCCUAUCCAUAAGGCAGUCCAUCCCCGUGUUGGCAGUGCUGCAGGCUCUCUGCACAGCUCUCUGCAGCUGGAUGUCCAAGAGUCCCAGGAGAUGAGGCCAAGAUCCAGCAGCAGAAGCAGAGAGAGCUCUGAACAUGCAGACCUGUCUCCCAACGGUACAGCCAAGAAUCUUUCCAGGUCUCCUCCCUCUAUGCUCCUUCCCUCCAAGCCAUUGCCUCCCAUCCGGAAGAGCUCUCCUUCCAGGCUGCCAAGCCCGAUGUGCAGUGGAGAGGAAGAGAGAGGGAGAAAUGGCAUUGGCUAUAAAGAUAGCAGUAGGAGCAACCAGGAGCAGAGUUCUGAGGGAAAAGGGCGUGAGGCAUCCUUGCUGUAUUCCCAUGGUGAGGAUGUGAAGAAGGGGUCAUUGGGACUGCCUGUGAUCCCCCCUAUCCACAAGGCAGUCCGUCCCCGUGUUGGCAGUGCUGCAGGCUCUCUGCACAGCUCUCUGCAGCUGGAUGUCCAAGAGUCCCAGGAGAUGAGGCCAAGAUCCAGCAGCAGAAGCAGAGAGAGCUCUGAACAUGCAGAACAAAGCCAGAGGACGAAGGGAAAGAGCCCCUGGUGUGUGAUAGGACCUGGGAUGCCUCUGUUCCCACGGAAACUGGCUGAAUUGUUCAGCAUGGAGACCUAUGUGCGGAACCCCGGCGCUGGGAAUGGAGGUCUGGGCUCCCGGCCGGCUCAGGGGGCCUCGGCCCAGGAGCCCCGGCAGGGGCAGCUGAGCAGCGCUGCCCCCAGGGUCACUGCCAGGGAGGAGGACAAGGGGAAGGACCAGCAGGACUCAGCCUCACACAGAGUACCAGGCCUCCCACUGAGCCAGGCCCAGGAGACGGAUGGUCCCAGCAGUCCUGGUCUUACGAGUGACAAAGACCUGAGGGACGGCUUUGGAAAGAUCCGUGCUGCAUUGUGCAAGUUGGCCGAAAAGAACUUAGAGCCAAAAGAUGUGGAGAUUUUUGAGAAAGAGAUGAAGAAAAGGAGAGAAGAGAAAACAUCCUUGCAGCUGCCUCCACAGACAGUUGAGCCCGGGGAUGCAGCUGAAGCAAGCUUUAGCCUACCACCUGUCAAUGGCACAGCUUCCAGUGUGCAGAGAAAACACCCUGGUAAUGCCUUGAAAAAGAAGAAGGUCUUGAGGAAGCAGGAGAAAGUGCCCUUACAGCCCAGUGUGCUUAUGAUCCAUGAGGAAGGCACUGUCCCAUGCAACUCCUCAGUGACCUCGCAGAUGGCCCCUGGUGCCCAGCACCGAGAGGAGCUGCAAUGUGGGCACGGGCACAAGGACACAGCCUCUCCUGACCCACAGCAGUCCUUGCUCCAGGCACUCUCCCUGCUCCACAGCGGUGACUGGGAGAUGAAGGAGAAGGGACUUGUCAGCCUCAAACACCUGGCUGGGUCCCAUUCAGAAGUCCUGCUUUCAAGACUUCGUGACAUUUGCUUGGCAGUUACCAGUGAGGUGACCAACCUCCGGUCAAAGGUGUCCUGCGCGGCUGUUGACACUCUGGGAGAGUUUUUUGCCACCUUGAAGCAGGACAUGGACUCUGAGGUGGAUGAGGUGGUUCGGGUCCUUCUCCGCAUGCUGCGUAAUUGCCCAGAGUUUGUUGAGAAAGCAGCCAGUCAGACCCUGGGCAUCAUGGUGGAGAAUGUGACUCCUGCACGAGCAAUAGCUGCUCUCCUGGACAGUGGAGUCAAGGCCCGCCACGUCCAGGUGCGGAAGUGUGCGGCCGAGCUGCUGCUGUCCUUGCUGGAGAGAAUUGGAGUCACGGAGCUCGCAGGCACAGCCGGGGCUGGGAGCCUGGUGCACGCGGCAGGGACGCUGGCUCAGGACCGUCACCAGGACACAAGGCAUUAUGGACAGGACAUGGUGAAGAUGUUGCUCAAUCACCCAGAAGGUAAAAUGCUUUUGGAGCGAUCUGUUCCCGCCCGUCACCUGGAAGAUAUUCUGAAAAGAAUGAAGAAGAGAGGGGUGGAGAGGAGCGAUGGUUCGAAGCAGCCCCAGGCCACAUUGCCUUCUAGUCAAAGGGUGAAGUCGACCUCUGAUGGACGCCUCCUCCAGCAUCCAAAAGCCCAGGUGACGUUACCUCCAGCCAGGGAUGAAACGGAGACGCUCCAGAAGCUUUACGAUCUCCUGGAAGCCAAGGGGUUUGAGACACGGAUGGAAGGAGUGGCACUCCUCCUAGACGUGUGCAAAACCAGCCCCAAGCUCGUCGCCACUAACAUUGUCCAAAUUUUUCAUCAUUUUGACCUGAGAAUAUCUGACACUCACAAGAGAGUGAAGCAGAUGGCGCUGGACGUGCUGGCAGAAAUCAUAGCCAUCCUGGAAGAUGCCUUGUACCCAGUGAUGGUCCUUUUGGUGGAAGGAAUUCUAAAGAACCUGAACUCAAACGACCCUGGGGUUCAUGCUGCAGCUGUGAACGCCCUGGAAGAAUCCAUUGCUCAUUUAGAUAAGUAUCACUGAUGAAAGAGUUCAGCCACCAAUGGAGUCAACUGAGUGGGCAAGCUCUGCUGGAUGUCACAGAGCGUAUCACAGAGCUGGUGGAAGAGGUUCAUGCCAGGAGCCCUGAAGUCGUCCAGCGCUGCGCCCUGCCCGUGCUCUGGUCCUUGCUGGAGAACAAGGCGCUGCCUGUGCGAAGCGCCAAUGUCCGCACGGUGCUCACCAGGCUCGCCUCUGCCCUCUACGAGGUGAUGGGCACCAAGCUGAAGAAGUGUGCUGCCAGCCAGCCCCCACAUGUGCAGGAAAAAACUCUCCAGCAUUUUGGGCUGGUGAAGGCUUGGUGUUCUCCAGCAAGCUGACCAAGGGCUCAGAUGGAAACCGCCGGAUGUGACAUUUUAUCUGUGCCAAAAAUGACAAAAUACUGAGGAAGGGUGUGCAUCUGCCCCUGCUCUCUUCACUGCCCUUCCUAGUCACGGCAUGCUCAGGGGGCCUGAAGCAACUCCAGACAGAGGACAAGGGGAAGGGCUAGCAGGGCUCAGUCUCACACAGAGACCUGACUGGCUCCACUCUUGCCAAGAAGUUUUUCCUGGACGUCUUCCAUGUUCUCUCAAACAGGACACCAGGGAACAGUGGCAUCAUUGUCAUCAUCAUUGUCAGUAUCAAUGUUGUCAUCAUUGUCAUUAUCAUCAGAGACAUCAUCAUCGACAUCCAUCAACUUCAUCAACAUCCAUUGUAGGGAAUUCAGUUUUCCCCAAACCGGGCCCCUGGAACUAUAUCCCUUAGAACAAAGACAUUCCUAAGGACACGGGCCCUCUUCCCUACCUCAGCUCCCGUUAUCUUUUAGGAUUUCUAUUGGUUCUUAAAGUGUCACAAUAAUUGGUUCUUUUUGUACUUAGAAUUUAGAGAUAAUUGGUUACUUUGAAAUGUGUGAAUUUUAUUGGAUGAAAAGUCAAUCCUCCAGAAACCUAUAAAUACCCUUGUAUUGUUUAAUGUAAUUAGACAGUUGCUUGCAAGUCCCUUCGAAGAUAAUAAACUGUCUCUGGAACUUUUGCAACACUGUCUCAAGCUUUCGUCCAUCGC